AUGUUCGGAGAGCUUGACAGACAUGGCAGGAUUCGGUUGGGCCUGCCAGAAUACACCCUAGCAAUCAGCACUUGUGCCAAGGCCGAGCAGUGGCAACUAGCGCUGCAGAUUUUCAGCGGCAUGGGCAAGGCCAAGGUUGUUCCCAGCGUCAUCAGCUACAAUGCGGCCAUCAGCUCCUGUCAGAAGGGUCCGUGGCAGCUGGCGGUCCAUCUGUUCAACAGCAUGCGCAAGGUUGAACCAGAUGUCAUAAGCUACAGUGCCACCAUGAGCUCCUGCGAGAAGGGGAGGGAAUGGGAGUUGGCCCUUCAUCUUUUUGAUCGCAUGCCCAAGGCCAGACUUUUCCCAGAUGCAGUUAGCUACAACGCCUCUAUCAGCUCUUGUGAGAAGGGCCAGCAAUGGCAGCUGGCUUUACAUUUCUUUCAUGGCAUGUCCAAGGCCGAAGUUCAUCCCGACGUCAUUAGCUACAAUGCGACAAUCAGUUCCUGUGAGAAGGCUCAACAGUGGCAGCUGGCACUUUAUUCCUUCACCAGCAUGCCCAAUGCCCUCAUGAACCCCAGCAUCAUCAGCUACAGUGCGGCCAUCAGUUCCUGUGAGAAGGGCCAGCAGUGGCAGCUGGCAUUGCACCUGCACACACGCAUGCACAUGGCAAAAGUUAUCCCAGAUGUCAUCGGCUACAGUGCCACCAUCAGCUCCUGUGAGAAGGUCGGCCGAUGGCAGCUGGCACUGCAUUUGUUUGAUGAGAUGCCACAGGCCAAGCUCGUCCCAGACGCGGUCAGCUGCAAUGCGACCAUCAGCUCUUGUGAGAAGGGCCAGCAAUGGCAGCUGGCGUUGCAUUUGUUCGCCUGCAUGCCCAAGGCCAAGAUUCAUCCCAGCCUCAUCAGCUACAAUGCCACCAUCAGCUCCUGUCAGAAAGGAGCACAAUGGCAACUGGCACUCCACAUCUUCCAUGGCAUUCGCAGGGCGAAGCUUCAACACGACGUCGUCAGCUACAAUGCUGCUAUCAGCUCCUGCCAUGCGGGACACUGGGAGGUGGCCCUGCAUCUCUUUCACAGCAUGCCCUUGGCUCAAGUGAUUCCGACGAUUGUGAGCUACAACGCGGUUCUGGAGGCGGUCUUUGAGAAGGAUCAGGGCUACGGGCUUUUUCUACAGGCUGCCGAGUUGGAGAUUUACGAGAAGUUGUCCAGGAAAGGCCCCACUUUCCUGGACCUCCACGACCGGUCUGCGGGUGCGGCGUGGAUGGCGGUGAGGUGGUGGCUUUUGGAAGUGCUGCCGCCGUUGCUCAGUCGCAAGACCAGCCGCAACUGCACGAUCAUCACAGGCUGGGGCAAGUCCCGGCCAAGUUGGGUGAAAUCCGACCUUCGAGGCUUUAUCCUCAAGAUGCUGAGAAGCCACGGCAUCGCUGCGGACAUCCAGGCUGGAAAUCAAGGCAGGCUUCUGCUGGAGCUGAAGAUGCAGGACCUCGUGAAACUGGACUUCGAGCUUUCUUUCCGACCGCUUGCAAUACCGGCCUUGUAG
Symbiodinium natans is the source of this 1515-nucleotide messenger RNA. NCBI's taxonomy places the organism in Eukaryota, Dinophyceae, Suessiales, Symbiodiniaceae. The record is from the annotation of a GenBank genome assembly.